Molecule: messenger RNA, 1674 nt
Organism: Prunus avium (sweet cherry)
Lineage: Eukaryota; Viridiplantae; Streptophyta; Magnoliopsida; Rosales; Rosaceae
Source: RefSeq, a predicted model, not a curated record
AUGGCGAACGAAGCAGAAAGAGCAGUGAGGGAAUUUGGCCCCCCAGUGGCAACUCCCUCAGCGAUCCGACGUCCUUCUAUUGCAGCCAACAAUUUUGAGAUCAAGCCAGCCAUGAUCACCAUGCUGCAAAAUUCAUCUGUAUUUUAUGGUCUGCCGAAUGAAGAUCCAAAUAUACAUCUUGCGAUAUUUUUGGAGAUUUGUGACACGUCCAAGUUCAAUAGGGUAACUGAUGAUGCAGUUCGUUUAAGGCUAUUCCCUUUCUCCUUGAAGGAUAAAGCCAAGCUUUGGUUACUGUCACAACCACAAGACUCCAUCCGUACUUGGGAUGAUUUAUCCAAGAAAUUCCUUGCCAAAACGGCAAAAUUCCGACAAGAAAUUAUGUCAUUCGCUCAGUUUGAUAAGGAGCCUUUAUAUGAAGCCUGGGAACGAUUCAAAGAUUUAUUGCGCAAGUGUCCUCACCAUGAGCUACCAACCUGGAUUCAAGUUCAGACUUUCUACAAUGGGUUAAGUCAAACAAGCAGGACACUAGUUGAUGCAGCUGCUGGAGGGGCUUUAAUGGCAAAAACGGCUACUGAAGCAUUUGAAUUAUUGGAGACCAUGGCAUCCAACAACUACCAAUGGCCGAGUGAGAGAAUGAAUCCGAAGCCAGCUGGGGUCUUGGAAGUCGAUGCUAUGGCUUUGCUAAAAGCAAAAAUUUCUAACCUUACUAAAAAAGUUGAUUCUUUGAGUGUUAAUGCUAUAAACACUAAUACUAAUUUUGGUUGUGAUUUUUGUGCAGGUCCUCAUCCAAGUUCAGAUUGCACCACAGGGAACCCAUUCACGUCUGUUGAGCAAGUCAAUCAGGUUGGAGAAUUUAAUCGACAAAUAAAUAAUCCUUAUUCCAAUACAUACAACCCCGGUUGGCGAAACCAUCCAAAUUUUUCAUGGAGCAAUACUCAGAAUGUGCAGAGACCACCACCUGGCUUUCCGGCUCAAGAGAAGAAAAUAAAUUUGGAAGAUGCGCUCACUCAGUUGACUAUGUCUACCACCCAAUUUAUGACUGAAACAAAAACCCAAUCUCAGAAUCAGAGCGCUUCUAUUUGGAAUUUGGAGGUGCAAGUAGGCCAACUAGCUAAUGUAUUGAGUGGAAGAAAUCAAGGAGUAUUGCAAAGCCAACCCGAAAUUAAUCCGAAAAAUCAAGAACAAGUAAUGGCAAUCACACUUCGGGAAGGGAAGCAAGUGAACACAGCGGUCAUCUUGGAAAAAGAAAAAUUAGAAAAAGAGGAAGAAGCUGAGAAAUCUCAAGAAGAAGAAAAUUAUGCUGCUAUGCCGUCCCCUUCUCCUCCAUUGAAGCCAUAUGUCCCACCGAUCCCUUUUCCGCAGAGGCUGAAGAAAAAUAAAAUUGAUGGGCAAUCUUCUGAUUUCUUAGAAAUGUUCAAAAAGGUGCAAAUCAACAUUCCAUUCGCUGCAGCUUUGGAACAAAUGCCAAGUUAUGCAACAUUCAUGAAAGACAUCCUUUCCAAGAAAAGGAAAUUUGGUGAUCAUGAGAAAAUCCAACUGACAGAAGAGUGCAGUGCCAUCCUACAACGGAAGCUUCCACCAAAGAAAAAAGAUAGAGGGAGUUUUAAAAUUCCAUGUACUAUUGGAAAUAAUUUCUUUGAAAAAGCUUUAUGUGAUUUGGGGAGCUUUAUGUAA